GUUGAUUGCUCGCAAAUCUGGAUGCGCCCUCUCCAACGUCGACGCAUUGCGACCCUCCAUCACCACCAUCGCCAUCUUCCGCCGCAUCUCCAACGAUCCCGCCGCGAAGUCUCUCAGUCCAGGACGCGUCGCAACCGCCUAGCCCUAGAGACGACCACCGCGAAUUCCUCGUGCGACCCUCGCUACCCCCACGAUGAACGGCGUCGGCGCUCCCUCGCCCUACGGCCAGCCAGCCUCGGCUUGGCAAGAGCACCACACUCCUGACGGACGAGCAUACUACUACAAUCCCGCUACCAAGGCGACGCAAUGGACCAAACCGGAGGAUAUGAUGUCUUCGGCAGAGCGCGCCCUCGCCAACCAACCCUGGAAGGAGUAUACUGCUGAGGGAGGUCGCAAAUACUGGUAUAACACUGAAACGAAGCAGAGCUCUUGGGAGAUGCCCGAUGCCUACAAGAGCGCGCUUGGCGCGACCAGCGAACCUGCCACUCCCGUUCCUACCACCCCGUACGCUUCCGGCCCCAGCGGCGGCCAUGGUGGUGGCCACGGCGGUGGUUAUGGAAACUCUUCUUACGACCAGCACCGUGAUCAGCGUGACGUUUAUCCUGAGUCUCGUCAACUGACAUAUGGGAGUGAUCCCAAGGCCCAGGCUUUCGUUCCCGCUAGCAAUGACCCCGAAUAUGCCACCGCUGAAGAGGCCGAAGCCGCCUUCGCCAAACUCCUCAAGCGUAGCGGUGUUCAGCCAGAUUGGACUUGGGAACAAACUAUUCGAGCAACGGCCCGUGAUCCUCAGUUCCGUGCCAUCAAGGAUCCCAAGGACCGACGGGCCGCUUUCGAGAAGUAUGGCCAGGAUAUGGUCAUCCAGGACAAGGAGCGCGCCAAAGAAAGACUUACCAAGCUUCGUGCUGACUUUGAAACCAUGCUCAAGAGGCACCCCGAAAUUACUCACUACACCCGUUGGAAGACCGCCCGUCCCAUGAUGGAGGGUGAAACCAUUUUCCGCUCCACCAACAGUGAGAGCGAGCGCCGCCAGCUUUUCGAGGAGUACAUUAUCGGGCUCCAGAAAGCCCACGCCGAGCAGCAGACAUCUCUCCGGAAGAAUGCCAUGGAUGGUCUGAUUGACCUCCUUCCGAAACUCGAUCUGGAACCAUACACGCGCUGGUCUGACGCGCAAGGUAUCAUCUCAUCCACCCCGCCCUUCCAGAGUGAUGAAAGUUACCAGACCCUCACCAAGUUUGACAUCUUGACUGCGUUCCAAAACCAUAUGAAGGCCCUGGAGCGUAAGUUCAACGACACCAGACAGGAAGAGAAGAACCAGAAGUUCCGCAAGGAACGUAAGGCCCGAGAUGGCUUCAAGGCCCUUCUGAGCGAACAUCGCCAAGACGGCAAGAUUAAUGCCGGGACGAAGUGGAAUCAGAUUGUCCCUCUGGUGGAGAGUGAUGAGCGGUAUACCAACAUGGCCGGCCUCGGCGGCUCCACCCCUCAAGAACUCUUCUGGGAUGUCGUUGACGAAGAAGAGCGUGGUCUUCGCGGACCUAGGAACGAGGUCAUCGACGUUCUUCAAGACAAGCGGUUUGAGCUUACGCCGACGAGCGAUUUCGAGGAGUUCCUAUCUAUCAUGAAAGAUGAUCGACGAACUGCUAACAUUGAUCGUGACAUUCUUAAACUCAUCUUCGACCGACUACGCGAAAAGCGUUCUUCUAAGCGAGAAUCCGAUGACCGACAGUCGGAACGCCAGCAACGCAGAGCCGUCGAUGACCUGCGAGCAUACAUGAAGCGCAUGGAGCCUCCCAUCACACUGAGUGACACUUAUGAAAAGGUACGACCUCGAAUCCUGAAAUCAGACGAGUUCCAGGCCAUUACUUCCGAGGAUGCUCGUCGAAGUGCCUUUGACAAGUAUCUCCGCCGGCUGCGGGAGAAGGAGGAGGAGGCGGACCGAAGCUACAGAAGACGCGAUCGCAUGUCCAGUGAGCGGGACCUGCACCGCCGCGAGAGAGACCGAUCCAGAGGUGAGCGAUCUCAUCGUAGCGGUGGACGUGGAUCUCGACGUAGUCGCAGCCCGGAGCCAGAUGCGUAUGAGGCCGACAGGCGCAAGGCCAUCGCCGAGCGGGAGCGCAACCACCGCAAGUCCACCAUGGCUGAAGGCCUGUUGGGAUCUGACCGUGGUCGCCUGUCGCCGCCGCCACGUCGGGAACGCGAGCGCGAACGGGACCGUGACCGGGAUCGCGAUUUCGACCGCCCUUCUCGCCCGCGCCGCGAAGAUGACAGCCAUUACGAUCGCGAGCGGAGGGACAGGGAGGAUGAACGGGAGAGGCUGUACCGUCGCCGCAUUGACCGAGGUUCGUAUGAGGAGCUCCCCUAUGGAGAUGAACGCCCAUCAGGUUCUCGACGACGCCGUCCUGAUGACGAAAACGACUAUACUCGCCGAGAUUCGAGAGACUCCAAGCGAUUGAGAAGAGACAAAUCCCGUGAGCGCACUCCCCCGCGCGAGGCCCCCCGCGCGAAAACCCCGCCGCCAGCGCCGGCGCCGGCCACCAAGGAAGUCCACUCUGGAAGUGAAGAAGGCGAGAUUGAGGAGGACUAGGUCUAGGUGAAGUCUGUCCCCUUUGACUUGGAGGAGAGUUUCGCACGCAACCGCAACCUACGUGGUCACCCAGUACGUACGUAACGGCAUCGUCAACCUUCCCCGACACGGCUGGUGGGCGAGAUGACUCUCAAGUACAGGCAUCCAGCUUCUUCUUUUUUUUUUCAUUGGGCCAUCCGGGGCCGCAACGGUGGAUUGCUUCUUACAAAACCCUUUUAACCUGGCCAGUAUGUUCCCAUUCCUCUCCUAGGUUUUCUUGCAUGUGAUUCGUAAGUAAAAUCGGUUGUGGCGGGAUUCUUGGGCGGGAUAUCUCUAGUAAUAGAUAGAUAAACGUAUUUUUCUCGGUCUCGAGGUU
Ilyonectria robusta is the source of this 2936-nucleotide messenger RNA. RefSeq lists its product as uncharacterized. NCBI's taxonomy places the organism in Eukaryota, Fungi, Ascomycota, Sordariomycetes, Hypocreales, Nectriaceae. Gene Ontology annotation, cellular component: U1 snRNP; U2-type prespliceosome. The record is from RefSeq and is a predicted model, not a curated record. The coding region runs from base 194 to 2581 and encodes 795 amino acids. The transcript has 5 exons. Gene Ontology annotation, molecular function: protein binding; RNA binding. Gene Ontology annotation, biological process: mRNA cis splicing, via spliceosome.